This is a messenger RNA of Gadus morhua (Atlantic cod), 1706 nucleotides long. Its product is annotated as insulin-like growth factor-binding protein 4. Gene Ontology annotation, biological process: regulation of insulin-like growth factor receptor signaling pathway. The record is from RefSeq and is a predicted model, not a curated record. Gene Ontology annotation, cellular component: extracellular region. Gene Ontology annotation, molecular function: insulin-like growth factor I binding; insulin-like growth factor II binding. The annotation marks the transcript as partial. The transcript has 4 exons. NCBI's taxonomy places the organism in Eukaryota, Metazoa, Chordata, Actinopteri, Gadiformes, Gadidae.
CGCGCGGAGCCGGAGGUGGAGGUGGCGGAGUGUCCGCGGCCCCCGCGCCACUGGGGCCUGUGGGCACUGGGGGCCCUGUCCCUGGCCACGCUGUGCCUCUCGGACGAGGCCAUCCGCUGCCCCGUGUGCUCGGAGGAGCGGCUGGCCGGCUGCCGGCUCCCCGACGGCUGCGGGGAGACGGUGAGGGAGCCGGGCUGCGGCUGCUGCCCCACCUGCGCCCUGGCCAAGGGGGCGCAGUGCGGGGUGUACUCGCCCCGCUGCGGGACGGGGCUCCGCUGCUACCCGCCCCAGGGCGUGGACAGACCCCUGCAUUCGCUGAUGCACGGGCAGGGCCUGUGCACCGACGAGAGGGAGCUGGAGGAGAACUCAGCCAUGACUCGGCAGGAUGAGAUCAUCCCCGAGCAUCCCAACAACAGCAAUAUCCGGUGCAGUCUGCAGGACAAGCGCUGCAUACAGAAGACCCUGGCGCGCCACCCUUCCAAAUCCACCAACCAGAGGAGCAACAAUGCCAGGGAAGACCCCAGGGCUUCGCUGGCUCCGUGCCGGGCUGAGCUUCAAAGGGCCCUCGACAGGCUGGCAUCGAACACUCGCACGCACGAAGACCUCUACUCCUUCCCUAUACCCAACUGUGACAAAAAUGGAGAUUUCCACACCAAACAGUGCCACCCAGCUCGUGACGGACAGCGAGGGAAGUGCUGGUGUGUGGACCAGAAGACCGGCCUCAGGCUGCCUGGACCACUGGAGCUACGAGGGGAUCUGGAUUGCCACCAACUGAUGACCGCUACCCUAAGGGUGUGAGACCGAAGGGCAGGGGGGGAGGGAGGGAGGGAGGGAGGGAGGCAGGGAGGCAGGGAGGAGAGGAUGGCAUGGUGGUGGGUGGGGUGCAAAGGAACACACACAGUUUCUACUGGUGCUGAUUAGAAUACCUGCUAUAUGAGGACAGGACUUAACCACAUUUACCUUGGGGCCCGUGGACCUUGAGACGGCAAAAAAAACUAAAGAAUGAAAUAGACCUAAAAAUAAAAAAAAAAGCAAAUAAAGUUGUGUUCUUGGUCUAUGUAUGUUUUUACUCUGCGUGUGAGGACAUGUGAUCUCUAUGAUUAUUUGGCGCACUUUUGUGUGUUUUUUUUUUUACUAUUUAAACCCAGACAAAUAUGCUUUAGACAGUGUGUUCGCAUUUAAAGUGACAAGUGGCAGCAGAGUUUUCCGCCCAGAUAGUACAUUUGAGAUAAAACCGAUUUUUCUUUGUUUACUGAAAUCUGACGUGCAUCUUUGAGAGAAGAGCCAAUUUCCUUUUUAAGAGGAACAUCACCUGCAGACUGCCUUUCUUCCCUUUCUGUUAAGGGUCCAGGUGGAAUAGAGCUAUGCACUCCCCUGAUAGGAUGCCAGCACCAUUCUGCUGUUUGUGUAAAUAUACAGCUAUCCCAGUGCAGGUUGGCUGCCCAACACUAUCCAUGGCAGGCAAAAGCAGUUUUAUGGUUCUAUAACGGGGUUGUAAAACAAAAACAACAACAAACCCCCGAUAGAAUUACAGCUAACUAACAAAAAAGAAAACAACUUCUGCAUUUUUGCCUUCUAUGCAUAUUGGAACUUCAACACAUUUUUAGUAAGAACAAAAUCAGUAUGUAUAAGGAUGCUCUUGAUUUCUGUUUUUGAGUAUGAUGUUAUAACUGUUUUUAAUGUUAAAAAUAAAAUUUUAAAGGAUA